UUUCAUGCAAUUCCGAAAAGGGUAAAAUCAUUGAACGGAUAAAACGGAAGGUAAUAUAAGUGUUAGGAUAAGUGACGAGAAUAUCAUUGUUCUCUACGUAUUUAUGAAAGUGAGGAGAUAUAUUAAAGUGUGCGGUACCGUGGAUUCAGAACUUCCGGCGGAACAGCAUUGUCGCAGAUGAUCACGUGAUCGAAGAUCGACUUCUUCGUUUGUGGCCACGAGGUUUUGUGGUGAAAAUUAAGUUUACCGGGUGGAAAAGGCCCUAUAUUUUUGUAUUUAUACAAAAAUGCCCUCCAGCAAUCCCUUGCCACCCAAAGAAAAUGCCUUGUUUAAACGAAUCCUGAGAUGUUACGAACACAAACAGUAUAAAAAUGGGAUAAAGUUUGCAAAGCAAAUUUUAUCAAACCCUAAAUUUAGUGAACAUGGAGAGACCUUGGCAAUGAAAGGUCUCACUCUGAAUUGCUUAGGUCGCAAAGAAGAAGCAUAUGAUCAUGUUCGAAGAGGUCUCAGGAAUGAUCUGCAAUCCCAUGUUUGCUGGCAUGUCUAUGGACUUUUACAACGCUCGGAUAAGAAAUAUGAUGAAGCUAUUAAAUGUUAUCGAAAUGCCCUUAAGUGGGACAAAGAUAACAUUCAAAUUCUUAGGGACUUAUCGUUGCUUCAAAUUCAAAUGAGGGAUCUGGAGGGUUAUAAGGAUACGAGAUAUCAGUUAUUUAUGUUACGCCCUACGCAGCGUGCUUCAUGGAUUGGUUUCGCUAUCUCAUACCACUUAUUAAAGGACUACGAAAUGGCACUUAAAAUUCUAGAUACUUUUCGGAAUUCUCCAAUGAUUUGUUAUGAUUAUGAACAUAGUGAGUUAUUGUUGUACCAAAACAUGGUAAUUCAAGAAUCAGGUGAAUCUGAACAAGCAUUGAAACAUCUCGACAAAUAUAGUGAUCAAAUUUGUGAUAAAGUUACUGUAAAAGAAAUAUAUGGUAAAUUAAGAUUACAAUUAAAACAAUAUGCAGAAGCAGUACAGAUUUACAAGGAACUUCUAAAUAUCAAUCCAGAGAAUACAACUUAUUACGCGAGGCUAGCAGAAGCCGAAAGACAUUCAGAACCUGGAGAAACAUUAGCUAUGCUUUUGAGAUAUGAAGAACUGUUCCCUCGAGCACUAGCACCUCGUCGUUUGCAAUUAAAUUGUGCAGCAGGAGAUGAAUUUAGAACAUUAGUAGAUCGGUACUUACGGAGAGGACUUCAUAAAGGUGUACCGCCCCUAUUUGUAAAUCUUCGUUCCUUGUAUACUGAUCAACAGAAGGUUGAUACUAUACAAUCUUUGGUUUUGGAAUAUAAGGAUGCAUUAAAAGCUCACGGGCACUUUACUGAUCAAGAGAAAGAUAAUCCACGGGAGCCAGCUUCGGCAUUGUUAUGGACUUACUAUUAUUUAGCACAACAUUAUGACCAUCUCGGACUUACAGAAAAAGCACUAAGUGAAAUCGAUGCUGCCAUAGAACAUACUCCUACGCUUAUAGAACUUUUUGUUACCAAAGGCCGCAUUUAUAAGCAUGCUGGUAACGUUCAAGAGGCUUAUAAAUGGUUGGACGAAGCACAAGGAUUAGAUACAGCGGACCGAUAUAUUAAUUCGAAAUGUGCCAAGUACAUGUUGCGUGCAAAUCUCAUCAAAGAAGCAGAAGAAACAUGCAGCAAGUUCACAAGAGAAGGGGUUCUAGCUAUGGAAAAUUUAAACGAAAUGCAGUGCAUGUGGAUUCAAACGGAAGCUGCAAUCGCCUACAAACGCCUUGGGAAAUACGGAGAGGCGCUAAAAAAAUGUCACGAAGUUGACAGGCACUUUUCUGAAAUCAUAGAAGAUCAAUUCGACUUUCAUACCUACUGUAUGAGAAAGAUGACCUUGCGAUCUUACGUGGGUCUUCUAAGGUUAGAGGAUGUUCUUCGAGCUCAUCCAUUUUAUUUUAAAGCAGCGAAAUGUGCAGUGGAGGUUUAUUUACGAUUGCACGAUGAACCAUUACCUGAUCCAACGCAGACACAAGAAAUCGACACUGAAAACUUAGCACCAUCGGAGUUAAAGAAAUUAAGAAAUAAACAAAGGAAACAACGUCGAAAGGCUGAGCUUGAACGACAGCAGGCUGCUCAAGCUCAAGAAAAAAGGGAACAGCACAAUAAAUCUCGGCAGCAAACCGAUCCUGAUUUGGAACAGCCGACGCUGGACGAACUUAUACCUGAGAAACUCGAAAGGGUGGAAGAUCCUUUGGAACAGGCAAUCAAAUUUCUACAACCGCUGCAGGAUCUGGCAUCAAACAGAAUAGAAACGCAUCUAAUGGCAUUUGAGAUUUACAUACGCAAAGGUCGUACGUUACUGAUGUUAAGAUCGAUAAAACGUGCACACGGCCUGGACCCGAACAAUCCGGAACUUCACACGUGUCUCGUACGUUUCAUGUUGCAUAUCAAUCGCUCGCCAUCGGAAGGACCGGUAGGUGAGGUCGUGAAACAGCAGACCGCGUUAAUCUACUCGGCGUCUACGGCCACACAAUUAAAUGCUGAAUUUCUCAAAGCGAAUCGAAACUCACUGCCGCACUUGCUACAGGGUGCAAGAAUGUUGUACCUCCUAGACCCAUCUGCUCAAGCAAAAGUUCUCUCUAUGCUCACAAACAUCGAGGGUCUUGAAGGCGUGACGCUACGCUACUGUACGAUGGUGUUGGAAGCGUUGCGCUGCGGCGACUUUGGCCAUUGCGAAACGGCGAUAACCGAAUACAUGACGAAAUGUCAUAAACUGUAUCCUUACGCGACCGCUUUCCGACCGCCGGAAACGAAGGUGACUAUCAAGAAUCAAGAAAAAGAGAAUUCCAUCAAGAACUGAUCCAGGCACGCGCUGUUCAGCGUACAUUGAAUUACUACGUAGUUAGACGUGACGAAAGCAAUGGGAGGGGAGGAGGAAAACUGUGCUGAGCUACGUUUUGAUCUAUGUUAAUAAGAAAUAUUAAAAAACUGAAAACAAAGAGAACGAUACGAUGAACAUAUUACAGUGAAAGAGAAAGGGAAAUUGGCGGAUUUAAUAUUGAUAAUUAUUAAAUACAUGUAUUAUACACGAACUGUUCCUGGAAGGUUUCAUGUAGUGUGGACAGUGCUGGGGACAGUGCUGGAUAAACAAUCUUUAAUAAUAAAUUAUAACACGGCGGGGCGUAAGAUCGAGCGUCGCCAAAAUGAAUUUUAGGUGAACGAAGAAAAUGGAUGGCUUUAGCUAAAUAUUAAUUAACAAUUGGAACAGAACGAAUUAGAAGCAAGCGCUCUUACCGAUAGAGUGGAGCAACGAAAAAAAAAGAAGAGACGGAUCGUCAAAAGAGUGAAAAUGUUUAGUGCGGAGGUGAGAUUUAGGGGAUGGGGACACGAGGAGGGAUAUACUGAAUGGAGUACAGUGUGUAAAAUAUAAUGACGUGCGUAAACUAACACAUUGGUACAAAAUACAAGACUUGUAUACAUUCAUAAUGCGCGCUCUAUGAAUAUUUCUACUUGAUGUUAAGGUGUACUAUUUUCAGCGAUGUCUACAUUAAAACACUCUACUGUGUAGAGUUUUGAAACUAGACGAUCAUCGAGCAUCGGAUAAUUGUGUCACGCAUGUUCGUCGUUACAUUUCUCGAAGAUAGAUUUCGUUCCACGUCGUAUAAUAUUUUCUCUAGUUCACUUCAUUCGCAAACGAAGUUUGUUCGCACUCGCCGAACGAACGAUCAAACAUUUUCCUUCUAGAAACACAAUUCUAUUCCUACGUUUAAACCCAGGGUAAUGAUCUGCGUUUGGAUUGGAGCCCUGAUAUUCCAUCGAGAAAGCGAGAGCGAGAGAGCGAAAGAGAGCAGUCAAUACGGAAGUAGUGUCCAUUUUACGAAAGUCUCUGUGAAAGUUACUAUAAGAACAAUAAAAAAUGCGUAUUGUGUACGCAGAUUACCAAAGUAUAUGAUAAAUCGAAAAUAAUAAGUAUCGAUAGCAAAAGAAAACAAGCAGAACGAUAAAAUAUCAUGCAUCUCUGUACUCUGUACGUUAGCGGAUUACAGAAAUUUUAAUAAAAAGGUAACGUUCGAGUUUACCAGUUUAAAUUGAA
Molecule: messenger RNA, 4084 nt
Organism: Ceratina calcarata
Lineage: Eukaryota; Metazoa; Arthropoda; Insecta; Hymenoptera; Apidae
Gene: Naa15-16
Product: N-alpha-acetyltransferase 15/16
Exons: 11
Coding region: 287-2851 (854 amino acids)
Biological process (GO): N-terminal peptidyl-methionine acetylation
Cellular component (GO): cytoplasm; NatA complex
Molecular function (GO): protein binding
Source: RefSeq, a predicted model, not a curated record